This is a messenger RNA of Microthlaspi erraticum, 768 nucleotides long. Lineage: Eukaryota; Viridiplantae; Streptophyta; Magnoliopsida; Brassicales; Brassicaceae. The record is from the annotation of a GenBank genome assembly.
AUGGUCGCGGAACAGAGCAAGAAGGCGAAAACUGAAGAGAAAGUCGAAGAGGAGCAAAUCGACGAAGAGCUCGUCCUCUCUAUGGAGAAGCUUCAAGAGAUUCAAGACGACCUUGAGAAGAUUAAUGAACAGGCAAACGAUGAAAUCUUGAAAGUGGAGCAAAAGUACAACGUGAUACGAAAACCAGUCUAUGACAAGCGUAAUGAAGCUAUCAAAUCGAUUCCAGACUUUUGGAUUGCUGCUUUUAUGAGUCAUCCUGCUUUAGGUGAACUCUUGACAGAAGAAGACCAAAAGAUUUUCAAGUUCUUGAGCUCUCUGGAAGUGGAUGAUGCAGAAGAGGUUAAAUACUCCAUAACUUUUCACUUCAACCCCAACCCGUUUUUCGAGGAUGCUAAGCUUACCAAGACGUUUACCUUCUUUGAAGAAGGAACAUCCUCUCUUGCACCAGGAACAACGAUAGCCACAGCAACUCCUAUCAAAUGGAAGGAGGGAAAGGGCUUGCAAAAUGGAGUGAGCCAUGAUGUUAAGAUAGGAGACAAACGUGCAUUACCAGAGGAGAGCUUCUUUACUUGGUUUACUGAUGAUCAACAUAGCGAGAAUGAGAUUAAUGAUGAGGUUGCUGAUAUUAUCAGGGAAGAUCUGUGGAUCAACCCUCUCGCCUACUUCAACAAUGAUUCUGAUGAAGAGGAUUCUGGUGGAGAUGAUGAUGAUGAAGAGGGAGAUGAAGAAGACGAUGAUGAAGAAGGUGAAGAUGGUGAGGAGGAAUGA